Molecule: messenger RNA, 5034 nt
Organism: Closterium sp. Yama58-4
Lineage: Eukaryota; Viridiplantae; Streptophyta; Zygnematophyceae; Desmidiales; Closteriaceae
Source: the annotation of a GenBank genome assembly
AUGGCUGAAUCAGAGGCGCAAAAGGAAUCAGUGGCAGCGUCGCAGCAGAAGGAUGUCGCAGCAGCGGCGAAAAUGGCUGAGCCAGAGGCGCAAAAGGAAUCAGAGGCAGCGGGGCAGCAGAAUGAUAAGGCAGCAGCGCCGAAAACGGCUGAGGCAGAGGCGCGGAAGGAAUCAGAGGCAGCGUCGCAGCAGAAGGAUGUCGCAGCAGCGCCGAAAAUGGCUGAGCCAGAGGCGCAGAAGGAAUCAGAGGCAGCGGGGCAGCAGAAGGAUAAGGCAGCAGCGCCGAAAACGGCUGUGGCAGAGGCGCAGAAGGAAUCAGAGGCAGCGUCGCAGCAGAAGGAUGUCGCAGCAGCGCCGAAAAUGGCUGAACCAGAGGCGCAGAAGGAAUCGGAGGCAGCGGGGCAGCAGAAGGAUAAGGCAGCAGCGCCGAAAACGGCUGUGGCAGAGGCGCAGAAGGAAUCAGAGGCAGCGUCGCAGCAGAAGGAUGUCGCAGCAGCGCCGAAAAUGGCUGAACCAGAGGCGCUGAAGGAAUCGGAGGCAGCGGAGCAGCAGAAAGAUAAGGCAGCAGCGCCGAAAACGGCUGAGGCAGAGGCGCAGAAGGAAUCAGAGGCAGCGUCGCAGCAGAAGGAUAAGGCAGCAGCGCCGAAAAUGCCUGAAUCAGAGGCGCAGAAGGAAUCAGAGGCAGCGACCCGGCACAAGAAUGUGGCAGAGGUGCCGAGGACAGUCUCGGAGGCAGAGGCGCUGAAAAAGGCGGCAGCGGAUGCGGAGAAUCUCAUUGAGGCAGACGCGCAAGAUAAGGCGGAGGCGGAGGCGCAAAACAGGGCGGGGGCAGCUGUACCCAAGGAGUUUGAGGCAGCUGCGCGGAAGAUGGCAGGUAGAAACACACAUAAGAAGGCGGAUGAAGAGGAGCGGAAUAGGGCAGAAGCAGCGGCGCGGCAGAAGGCGGAGGCAGAGGAGCAGAAACAGGCUAUAGAAGAGGCGCAAAAACUGGCUCGGGCAGAAGCGCAGAAGAAGGCGGAUGAAGAGGCGCGGCAGAAUGUGGAGGGUGAUGCGCAGACGAUGGCAGAGGCCGAGGAGCAGAAGCAGGCUGAUGGUGACGCACAUAACAAGCCAGAUGGAGAGGAGCGGGAAACCACAGCAUCAGAACAGCAUGACAAGGCAGAGGGACAAUCGCUGAAGGGUUCAUAUGGGCAUAAAAUGGUACAAGCAGAGGGACAGGAUACGGCGGGUGCUGAGGAGCACAUCAUCGCAGAGGCAGAGGAGCAGCAUAAGGAGGAGGCGGUGUCGCAGGCAUUCGCAUACCGAGAGAUGCAUAGCAUGGCAGAGACAGAGCGUCAAAAUACUAUGGAGGAGGCUCGUGUGGUCCCGGAGGCUGGAGGGAGGCACCCAGAGGGAGAUGCGCUGGAAACAGAAGAGGAGCAGGCUGAGGAGGAUACGGUACAUCCGGCAGUCCGGAUGUUUUUGGGAGGAAGUCCGACGCGGGAAGAAGGAAUUGGGGUAGAGGGGGCAUGGAGGGUGGCAGAUGAUGGGGCGCCUAGGGAUACAGUGGAUCUCACAAGUCAGAGGCGGGCUGACCGAAUGCGAAGCCUUCACCAGAGAGCAGAGGACAGCAAUCUCGGACAGGAAGGGGUGGCAGAAGCGUGGCAGGAGGUAGAGUGGGGCGAGGCAGAGGCGGCAAUACGGCGGAUGCUGCAGCGCACGACUACAGUGAUGGUUCAAAAUGGUGACAGGUUUGUCGAGGGAGAAAGCUGGGACAUAAGCCCAGCAGAGGUAACGCGUCGUCUGACGCUCUUAGCCCGAAUGGUAACGCAGACGUUCUGCAACUUGGCGGCCCGCAACAGCAGCAUCAGUCGUGACGUGGCCGAUCUGACAGUCCAUUACUGCUGUGACGCCCUGGCCAACCUGGAAGAGGUCCGCCAUGGAAACGAGGAACGCAGGCGCCAAGCAGAAACAGCGGCCAGGUUUCGCGAGCAGAUGGACACGAGACUCUCCAACUUGCUGGAAAGUAUACAAAGGGUGAGUGAUCAGGUUCGCAAGUCGGGAGGGGGGAUGCCGGAGAGCACAUUAAAGGGGGUGGAAGAGAGGUUGAGAGAGGUUCUGAGAGAAGACUCAGAGCGGCGGAAGAGGGAUAGACUGCAAGACGAGGAGCGGCGGCAGAAGGCCACAAGGAAGGAAGCAGAUGCUGCAGAGAGACGGAAGAAGGAACAACAGCAGGAGGAAGAGCGUCGGCACAAGGAGAUGAGAGAGGGAAUGAAGGCGAUGAUGGAGGCGAUGAAGAAGGAGAUGAAGGCAGAAAUGAAGGAGAUUACGGAUGGGAUGGUAAAACAGAUGGGGGAGAGGGUGCGCGAACAUCUGCGAGAGGAAGCGGAACGGCAGGAGAAGGCGAGGCAGGAGGACGCGGAGCGGUGGAAACAACAGGACGAGAAGAGGAAACAGGCAGACGACGUGGAGAGACAGAGGCAGAAGAAACAGCUGACCGAGGCAGCCCGGAAGGAGGAGGAGGAGAAGAGGAUGGAAGCAGAGGCCACAGAGAGGCGGAGGAAGAAGAAACGGCUGGACGAAGACCGCCGGCAGAAGGACAUGGAGGCGGGAAUGAAGGAUAUGAUGGAGGUUGUAAAGGAGAUGAACUCGGGGAUGAAAAAGUGGAAGGAGGGGAUGCUAAGUGAGGUGGAAAAGCGGUUGUCAGAAGUUCUGAGAGUAGACGCAGAGCGGCGGAAAGCGGAGAAACCUCAGGUGGAGAAACAGCGGCAAAAGGAGGAGCAGAUUAGGAAGGCAGCGGAGGGAGAGCGGCCACAGAAUGAGGAGGCGCAGAGGAAGGAGGCAGCGGAGGCCGAGGGGCAGGAAAGGGAGAAACAGGAGGAGAUGGAGCGCCUGCAGAAGGAGGAUGCGCAGAGGAAGGAGGCAGAGGAGGCCGAGCGGCAGGAGACGGAGAAACCGCAGGAGAUGGAGCGCCUGCAGAAGGAUGCGCAGAGGAAGGAGGGCGAGGAGGUAGAGCGGGAUCAGAGAGAGAAACAGCGGGAGAUGGAGCGGCUGCAGAAAGUGGAGGCGCUGAGGAGAGAGGCAGAGGAGGCUGAGCAGCAGCAGAGGGAGAAACUGCAAGAGAUAGAGCGGCUGCAGAAAGAGGAGUCGCUAAGGAGAGAGGCAGAGGAGGCUGAGCGGCAGCAGAGGGAGAAACUGCAGGAGAUGGAGCGGAUGCAGAAAGAGGAGGCGCUGAGGAGAGAGGCAGAGGAGGCUGAGCGGCAGCAGAGGGAGAAACUGCAGGAAAUGGAGCGGAUGCAGAAAGAGGAGGCUCUGAGGAGAGAGGCAGAGGAGGCUGAGCGGCAGCAGAGGGAGAAACAGCAGGAGAUGGAGCGGCUGCAGAAAGAGGAGGCGCUGAGGAGAGAGGCAGCGGAGGCUGAGCGGCAACAGAGGGAGAAACAGCAGGAGAUGGAGCGGCUGCAGAAAGAGGAGUCGCUGAGGAGAGAGGCAGAGGAGGCUGAGCGGCAGCAGAGGGAGAAACAGCAGGAGAUGGAGCGGCUGCAGAAUGAGGAGGCGCUGAGGAGAGAGGCAGCGGAGGCUGAGCGGCAACAGAGGGAGAAACAGCAGGAGAUGGAGCGCCAGCAGAAGACGGAGCAGCGCCGAGCAGAGAAGAGGGCCAGACUUGCAUCCUACGCGGAACAGCAGCGGCAACUAGAGGCCAAGGCAAAGGCUAUGGCUGAAGAGACGGAAUGUUUGGCACGGGAGAUGGAAGAGGAGGAUUCGACCAUGCAGGGGGAGGGGACCGGGGAGGGAGUCGAGGAGGACAUAGCACAUGGCAUGGAUAUGGUGCUGUUGGAAGUGAGCGGGGAGGCGAAUGUAGCAGAUGGCCUGGCUAUUGUUCCCGGGCAGAACGUAGAAGUGUCCAGGAGGCGGCCUAGGCAGGAGGACAGGGAGCCGGAGGGUCAUGCAGCUAAGAGACGGCGUGCAGCUGGUAUACAGGAGUUGAUACCGAUAACCCCAGGGGAAAUUAAAGGGAUGAAGAUCGACAAGUGCGACAAUAGGAGAAACGCCCAAGUGGACGACAAGGGUAAGACUUUGGGUGUCCGCCUGCCUUUCAGGGGAAGCGGGUUCUCUCAACGGGGCGAGGGAGCAUUGCAGAAAUGGACGUCGGAGCAGACUGUCGGCGGCCGGAAGCGGAACCUCGGCUCUCACAAAACGGUGUGGGAGAGGGCUUACACGUGGCGGGAAGAUCUCGACUUCACCACAUGGCUUCCAACAGGGGUGUGGAGCGUCCUCAACGAGCUCCACCUCGACAAACCGGACGGAUUCUCACUCGUUCAAACCAACACGGCUCAUCGGCAGCAGCAGGGGGAUGGCUUUCAAGUAGCUGCCUGCGCUGGUGUUGGAAUAACUGCGUGGCAGAAAAUUGUGGGAGGCGUGGAGGGUGAAAACGGCUAUUCGACAGAAGAACACGCAGUCGGCCUCGCCGCCACGUUAUCUGUACUGUGGGAUGCCUCCACGAAUGUGGACCGAACCCAGUGGCAGACGGGCGCAACAUCUGCUGCGAGAGGAACUUCUACGGCCAUUGCAACUUCUACUGCCAACUCGGUCCCUGCUGCCACCGCCUCAUCUGCUGCUGCGUCAUCUUCUGCAGCAGCCGUGACAACUGCCGCCCUCGAUGCCCUUGUGACGCUUGCAGCCUCGGUUGCUUGCGUUGCAGUAGAGGCGAUGAGGUCGGUCAAUGAUCAAGAGCAUGACAAGGAAGCGUGGAUUGUGCCCCUGUCGAAUGCGCUGCUGAAUGCGCUUCCGGCAGAGUCGCAAGCGGGCGGAGAUAAGAAGCGGAUGACGAGGGUCGUGGCAAAGGUGGUGACCGCUUGGUGCCUAGGCAGCAUGGCAUCAAGAGGGCUUCGCCAGCACCAGGGCGUCGGCCUCGGAGUCCUGCAGAAGAAAUUGGGCAGCCGGGACACUACAACCGGAUCGGAUAAGGAGAAGAAGACCAGAAAGUCGUCCGCGAAGGGGAAGGCGGCAAAGGAGGCGUCGACGGAAGAGAACACCAGCCCCGGCGUGCAGGAGUGA